Molecule: messenger RNA, 813 nt
Organism: Rotaria sordida
Lineage: Eukaryota; Metazoa; Rotifera; Eurotatoria; Philodinida; Philodinidae
Source: the annotation of a GenBank genome assembly
AUGAGUUCUGAGUUACCUGAUAUAACAAAAUUUCUUCGUGAUGAAACAAAAAAUAAACUUGUUAUUUAUGAAUUAGAAUACAAUAAAAUUGAUGAUCCGAAUGAAAAAUUUCGUACUAAAGCUAAAUCUCAAGGACAAUGUGCAUGUCGAUUAUGGUUAAUUUUAUUUUUAGUAAAUUUUGCCAUAAUAACUAUCUUUAUGUUUUUACUUCUUUUAAUCUUAAUUGAAAUUGGACCUGUGGCUCCAUAUCAAACUUAUGGUAAACAAUGUGUUAGUGGUAAAUGUGAUUCAUCGAAAGGAUUAGUAUGUACAGGUAUAAAUAAAUCCAAAACAUGUCAAUGUCCAUCGGGUAAUUGGUUUUGGUAUGAUAAUACAAAAUGUCGUGAAUGUCCACCUAAUUGGAUUGUUAGUAAUAAUGGUACUGGUUGUUAUUUUGUAUCAGAUACAGAAUUAACUUUUAUUGAUGCUAAUCAAUGGUGUAUAACGAGUCAAAGUCGACCUAUUGAAAUCUCAAAUGAAAAUAUAUUUGUUACAUUACAAUCUAUAAAAGAUUUUAAUUUUAAUUUAACUAAAACUUAUUGGAUUGGUUUACGUGAAAUUGGUCCCAAUACAAAUAUUUAUCGUUGGAUUACAUCACUAUCAACAUUUUCUAAGUCGAAUUAUUUUUGUUCCGGUCAACCAGCUCAUACAUAUAAUUAUUAUUUUCAAGAAUAUGAUCAAUGUAUUGGUUUAUAUAUUCAAUCAAAUACUUCAUCAUGUUUACGUGAUUCAACAUGUUCAAAUGUAUCACCAUUUAUAUGUGAAUUAUACUAA